Molecule: messenger RNA, 333 nt
Organism: Dentiscutata erythropus
Lineage: Eukaryota; Fungi; Glomeromycota; Glomeromycetes; Diversisporales; Gigasporaceae
Source: the annotation of a GenBank genome assembly
AUAAUGGAAAAUUAGAUGAAGAAUUAAAAUUUCAAGUUAAAGAAUUUAUUGAGCAUGAAAUGUCACGAAUUGCUUCUGUAAGAUUAGUAAGGAAACAAUUAAAUGAGGUUCUUCAUGAACAACUUUCCAAAAUGAUGGAUGGAAUUAGUACAGAUUAUGCAUUAUAUUCAGGAGGUGGUCGAAUAAUUCCUCAUCUAACCUCACGUGCUUACGAAGAAUGGCCAAGUAAAGGGUAUCAAAAAUUAUGGGGAAUGUUAACUCAAAGGAAUGUAAUAAAAUCAAAUAAACCUGAAAUGAUUAUAACACCUAAUGUUAAUGUAGGUGAAUGUUGGU